Messenger RNA from Pieris napi, 1940 nucleotides. It is a transcript of the gene Orc4, whose product is annotated as origin recognition complex subunit 4. Bases 2 to 1576 code for a protein of 524 amino acids. Gene Ontology annotation, biological process: DNA replication; DNA replication initiation. Gene Ontology annotation, cellular component: nuclear origin of replication recognition complex; nucleus. The transcript has 7 exons. Gene Ontology annotation, molecular function: DNA replication origin binding; ATP hydrolysis activity; ATP binding. The record is from RefSeq and is a predicted model, not a curated record. Lineage: Eukaryota; Metazoa; Arthropoda; Insecta; Lepidoptera; Pieridae.
UAUGUUACGAUGGCGCGAGCCGCGAAAACUAUCGCAGUUGCAGCUUUCUUUAGAGCUCAUUAAUUUUAAGUUUUUAUUUAUAACAUCGUCUAUUUUAGUAUUUUUUUACGAAUUGAUUAAAAUAACGUUAUUAACCUUUAAUAUGUUUGAAAUAGAGGACCAAAUAAAGCUGGUACGAAAAUAUCUGAAAUUGAAAAUCAUAGAAGAUGAUGUAAAAUUCAGAGGACAUGCAAAUGAAAGACAACAUGUUUACGAUUUAUUUAUGAAGUCAAUAGAGCAAGGGGAGUCCCACUCAGCCCUCAUUUUAGGUCCAAGGGGUUGUGGAAAGACCACACUAAUAAAUUCAGUAUUACAUCAAGUAUCAAAUGAAGUUGAUAUGAAUAAUGAUGUUAUCAUCAUAAAACUGAAUGGACUUUUACACCAUGAUGAAAAGAUUGCUUUAAAGUCUAUUACUGCUCAGAUGCAAUUAGAAAAUGUUGUGGGUGAUAGGGUAUUUGGUACCUUUGCUGAAAAUCUAAGCUUUCUACUAAGUUGUCUCAUGAGUGGAGUUGAUAGAAAGUGCAGGACCAUGAUAUUUGUUUUAGAGGAGUUUGAUUUGUUCUGCCAUAGUGGAAGAACACAGACAUUAUUGUAUAAUUUAUUUGAUAUAACACAUAAUAAGCAGGCACCUAUGUGUGUGCUAGGUCUGACCAACCGAUUAGAUGUGAUGGAAUUGUUAGAAAAACGGGUGAAAUCAAGAUUUUCCCAUCGCCACAUCUUUAUAUUUCCCUGUGAAUCAGUGUUGCCGUUGGAAAACUUAAAGAAUGUUUUUGUUCAGUGUUUAUGCUUGCCAGUUUUCAAGGAAAAGGUCAAACCAAAAAGAAGUAGAAAGAGCAGAGCAUCAAGCGAUUCCGAAUCCGAUACGGAAUCAAAAUAUUCCAUUUCAAAUCAAGUAUUCCAGGAAUGCCAUAUUGAUUCCAGGCAAUUCCAGGAUUUAGAUCCGGUUUUUAUUAAAAGUUGGAAUGCACACAUCCAUAGCUUGUUGGAUGAAGAAAAAGUGAUGGAUUAUUUUGAAAAGUUUAGCUAUUACAUUAUUAAUGAGCAAAUAUUUAGGAAUGUGAUGUUUCAAAUUGUAUCAAAAUUAUCUCCAAAAAAACCGUAUAUAGACCCGCAAGACAUUAUAAUGACCAUAGACAAGACAGUGGCGCCGGAGCAUAGAGUAAAGCUACUGCAAUCUUUAUCUAUUCUAGAAUUUUCUCUGGUCAUAGCUAUGAUGCACGGUCUGGAGAUAUUUGACGGCCAGCCGAUGAAUUUUGAAAUGAUCUUAAAUAGGUACACAAAAUUCGCAAACGAAAACUCAUCGACGCAAUCAGUACCACGCCCUGUUAUUCUAAAGGCGUUUGAGCAUUUGCAGUCUUUAGAAAUAAUAUUGCCUGUUCGCACUGAAUCUGGCAAUGACACGACAACCCAUAGAGUGCAGAAGGAAUAUAAAUUAUACACUCUGGCAAUACCCACAGACGAUAUUAAGGAGGCCGUCAAAGGGUUUAAGGCGCUGCCCACAGAAAUUCAGCAUUGGGUUAAUAAUUCUGUUGUUUAGGGCUUUGAUUUAUAUACUAUACAUUUUUAUUUAUUUAAAAUCGUCCAUAAUGUCUACUGCAACCAGAAAGAAACCGAAAACAUGGUCGUCAAGUAACUAUUUAUUUACAAAAGAGAAUUAAACAAAUCUGAAAUAAAAAUGAUUAAUAAUGACUUGUUGUAACAAGAGUUUUAGAUUUGGCGCCGAUUCGCAAAAACAAAGUAUUAAGGAAAAUGCACGCGAAAUUGUAUUUCUUUUUUUGCCAAAUGUGUUAUGUAAUAAUCAAAAUAAUCUAGUGUAAUUAGUAAUUUAUUGUGUUCUGUGACGUACGCGUCGAAUUGUGUUACUAGUUUUUGUAAGUUUUGUAAUAAAUUAUUCAAAUUUA